AUGAACAACAACAAUGGCUGGGUUGGCAAUGGCCAGGGCAGGUAUGCUGCUCAAACAGCGGGCUUGACGGAGUUACAGCGGAAGAUGGUGGCGGAAGCAGCGGAGGCAUUUGCUCGCCAGCUAGCUGGCCGCCCGGAUCCUUCACCGCCGGUGGUUCAGCAGCCGGUGGCCCAACAGCCGGCGACUCAACAGUUGUACAAAGAUACUAUGGUACCUUCAGGGACAGCGGUCGUGCGCCAACCUGGUCUCGCUAGAGCUGCGCCGGUGUAUGUACCGGUACAAAAUAAUGCUAUUGGGCAAGGGCAGCAACAACCAGGGGCUAAAAGGGCUGAAGAGGUGUUGUUGGCAGUGGCGGGAUGUGUUAAUGGGACAGAUUUGGAGGGUCUAACAGAGGAGGAAUUUGUUGCAGCUACUAAGAAGAGAGUUAGACCAAGAGUAGAGAAUACUAGAUUGGGAAGAGUGGAAGUAUCUGGUGGUGAGCUAUCUGUUGAUCAGUUGAUCACCCAUUUGCAGUGGAUUGUCCCUGAUCCUCUUUAUCAGUGGGAGGUUGAGCAAAUGGAAGAUAAUGUGUUCAGAGUGAAUUUCCCAAGUAAAGUUGAGUUGGUCAGAGUACAACAUUUUGGGAGAUUUCAUGUCGCCGACUCCAAUAUUGUUCUCUUAUUUGACUUUUGGAAGAAGGAGGUCAAACCUGCUUGGGUACCUGAAGAUGUCUGGGUAAGGGUGUUUGGCUUGCCUCCUGUUGCUCUGGAUGAUUAUUUAGCUCUUUGGGCACUUGGUGAUGUCUUUGGUAAGACUUUGGAUAUUGAUAUCGCUUUUACUAGGCAAAAUAAUGUUCUACGCAUGCUUAUUACAUGUCUUGAUACUGCCCUUAUACCUGACUCAUGGGAUCUCAAAAUCAAACAUGAAUUUUUUCGUUUGAGGUUUGAGGUGGAGGGAGUUCAGCUCUCUAAUAAUCUUGGUGUCACUAUGUCUGAGGCGCCGGGGGAUGGAGGUGAUGAUGACUCACAUUCUAAUCUCCAUGAUAAGUCGGGGGGUAAUGAAAAUGAUUUUAGUGCUAAAAGAGCUAAGAGCACAGGGGAGAAGAAUGGUGAUACAGGAACAUCAAACUCUCAGCCUGAUAUUAAUACAAAAUCAGUUUGCACGCUUGGCUGCAAGGGUGACAAUGUUGAUGCUGGGGACAUCAAGAGCAAAACUGUGCUUGAGUCUAAAAAUACACCAAGUUCUGUGGUGGAGGGUGUCGACAAGUCUGGGCUGCAUACACCUAUAACUAGUCAACAGUACACACAGGCUGGGAUGCUUAAUAAGGCGUAUGCGCCUGUUUCUCCGCGCGUCGGCGAGGUUCUGGCGCAGCGAACGUCGAUCACGCCUGGGGUGCAUGGCGCACGCGCCCCGGAGCAUGCUCAGCUGGGCCAGAAGGGUGUCGCUGCUUCGUCUGCGAAGCAUGCGAUCGUUUCGCCGCGCAGCACAGUGGCGACUGAGCGAGCUAUUGCGGCAGUGCCGCGCGACACAGUGCAUGUGGGCGACGACCUGGCUGCAACGCAGCACGCUGUGCAUGGAUUUGACACAAACAUGCACAUGUAUGGGGCAUCGCCGGGGAAGGAUACGUCCAUCAAGCAAGACAAGGGAAAUGCGGAUACCCCAUCGGCUCCAGUUAUUUUGAUGAAAGAGACACCUAGGACAUACACUAAAGAGCAAAUUGUGGCCUUUGGGGGAAUUCAAGAGGAGGCGAGGAGGGAUGUGCGGUCGAGUGGAAGACUGCGCUCAGCCGAAUGCCGAUAUGACGCAAAUGGAGAGGGCGAUGUUGAUCGCAAAGAGCCACGCGGAUAUGCCAGUGAUAGGUUAUCCGGCGAGCUGCUCACUCAAUUCAACAGUGGGUUUUGCUUCUCCCAUUGGACCAGCGGGAGGCUAUGGUUAUUGGAUGCAACCGGAUGCUAGCGGUUGCGCAGGACUUCUUUUUCCAGGCUACUGGGUGGCGACAUCAUAAUAGAUUAGCAAAUGCAUAGCCGAUCUAUCUGUCGUACUUUUAGCUGGUUGAUUCAUGUAUCGACCUUAGCUUUCCCUUAAAUGUAAUAAGUUUUGUUGGAACUUUUGAGACUUGAUACACCUUUUUAAUAAAACAAGCCGUGUGCAUCUAUUGAUGCAGAGGCUGGGGCUAUGCUCCUUAUCGAA
Molecule: messenger RNA, 2169 nt
Organism: Lolium perenne
Lineage: Eukaryota; Viridiplantae; Streptophyta; Magnoliopsida; Poales; Poaceae
Source: RefSeq, a predicted model, not a curated record